Candidozyma auris is the source of this 306-nucleotide messenger RNA. RefSeq lists its product as uncharacterized. The transcript has a single exon. Gene Ontology annotation, biological process: protein insertion into mitochondrial inner membrane; protein import into mitochondrial matrix. The record is from RefSeq and is a predicted model, not a curated record. Lineage: Eukaryota; Fungi; Ascomycota; Pichiomycetes; Serinales; Metschnikowiaceae. Gene Ontology annotation, cellular component: TIM23 mitochondrial import inner membrane translocase complex. The coding region runs from base 1 to 306 and encodes 101 amino acids.
AUGCCAGUUCACUACCAGCAACCUUCGAAUUUUGAUAAGUUCAAAAUGGGUGCCAUGAUGGGCGGCACCGUUGGCGUUUGUGUGGGUGUUCUUUUUGGUGGGUUCUCCAUUUUGCAGCAUGGUGCUGGGCCAAAUGGUGUUAUGAGAACGUUGGGUCAAUACAUCAUGGGUUCGGUAGCCACUUUCGGUUUGUUCAUGUCGAUUGGUUCUGUUAUCAGAUCCGAUACUGGUUUCCAGGCUCACCAGCAGGCCAUGAUUCUCGCCAACAAGCAGAGAUUGAGAAACAUGUAUGGCUUUGAGCACUGA